Messenger RNA from Cyanidioschyzon merolae strain 10D, 3381 nucleotides. RefSeq names its product DNA repair protein REV1, deoxycytidyl transferase. Bases 1 to 3381 code for a protein of 1126 amino acids. Gene Ontology annotation, biological process: error-free translesion synthesis; error-prone translesion synthesis. Gene Ontology annotation, cellular component: nucleus. The transcript has a single exon. The record is from RefSeq and is a predicted model, not a curated record. Lineage: Eukaryota; Rhodophyta; Bangiophyceae; Cyanidiales; Cyanidiaceae. Gene Ontology annotation, molecular function: DNA-directed DNA polymerase activity; deoxycytidyl transferase activity; damaged DNA binding.
AUGAGUGCCUCUUUAUCGCGGAAAAGAGCGCACACUGCUGCAGCGCUCGCUUCUGCAGGGGAAGUUUCGGUGAAACGAGCAGCUGCGUUUGAAUCUUUCGGCGAUUACAUGGCGGUGAAGGAGCAUAAACUACGUGAACAGCAACGAAAAGAUGCACAAGCUGCAACGGGGUGUCAAAACCUCGAUAGUGGUCCGAUGAGAGGGGUCUGCAUCUGGGUGGACGGUCGCACGGAUCCACCACGUGAGGUCCUGCGCACCCUCAUCACCCGUGCGGGUGGACGUUUCGAGACCUACCUGCACCGCGACUUGGUAACGCACGUAGUCGCUACGCACUUUGCAAAAGGCCGAGCAAAGGAGCUUCGCAGAGCCGCUCAAAAGCUCGGUGGCGGUGCUGGUCGCGCGUUGAACGUCGUCUCGCCCGCCUGGGUUGUCGAUAGCGUCCGAGCAGGGCGACCGCUACCAGAAUGGAAGUACAGCGUUGACGACGUCAGCAGAGACGCUCAACAAACGACGCUACCUGGUCAGACACUGCGAUCGAUCGAUGCACUAGUACGAUGCGAAACGAACGUAGCAUCGCACGUGUCGGCUGCAACAACACAGAAGCAGCAGCGCGAAACGACUGUCGAUCCGAGCGGUGCGCUGAAAGCGGAUGAAGUUCCAUCUUCACCUCUGAAUACUAGACUGGAUCAGGUUGCGUACCCGGCCAAUCAUGAAGAGAGUUUCCCACAUCUGGGUGAACUGGCGCUGCCAGAGACAACCAUGCGCGGCUUGCGCUCGAGCCGAGAGACUCCUAACUUUGUCCGCGAAUUCUUUGCACAGUCACGGCUUCAUCUGAUUGGCUCUUUCCGAGAAACUUACGAAGGAAUUUUACGCAAACUUCAACGAGAUUUGCAUUCGAUAGUGGCCGAUGCACCGCGGACCCUACCCCAUAGCUCUUGUUUUGUCCUCCACGUGGAUAUGGACGCUUUUUUUGUGUCCGUUUCUCUGGCGAAAUACCCGCAUUUGCGCGGGAAACCAGUAGCUGUAUGUCACUCGGGCUCUGGAGAACACAGUCGUGCAGAGAUUUCGUCUGCUUCGUACGAGGCUCGCGCUCGGGGUGUUCGCGCGAAUAUGUUCUUUGGUGAAGCGCUGCGCCGCUGUCCCGACCUGGUGAUGAUUCCGUACGACUUUGCUGCAUACAAGGAAGCCUGUGAGCGAUUGUAUCGAAUCCUCUUCACGGAAGCUGAUGUUGUGGAAGGCGUGAGCAUUGACGAAGCCUAUCUAUUGCUGCAGCACUGCGAAAACGUCACGCAGGCGGAGGCGAUGGCAGCCCGAAUCCGCCAGCGCAUAGUCACUGAAAUUGAAGGUUGCACAGCGUCCAUUGGCAUCGGAAGAAACAAACUUUUCGCUCGCUUAGCGACCAAGCACGGAAAAGAGAAACUCGGUCAGGGUUCUCAGUUCGUGCUCGUUGAUCGAGCGCACCCGCUGGGGUUCGGAACACCAAUGGGUGCAGACCUGCGCUCCUUUCUCGACGAAUUGCCGGUGAGGUUCGUGUCCGGGGUCGGCUGGAGCACAGAGGAACGGCUCAGGGCAGCCGUCGAAGCUGUUGCACCCGAAUCGCUGCAAGCGCAACAGCCUUUGAAGGUUGGCACCGUUCGUGCACACCUGACUCUGUCGAUGUUCGAGAAAUCGCUGGGCGCUGUUAACGGCAAUCGAAUCUAUCGCCUUCUUCAUGGAGAGGAUCCGCGUCCGGUUCAACCUAUGGGACCGCGCAAGUCUGUCAGUGCCCAGAUUGGCUGGGGUGUACGAUUCCUGGCCACGGAGGAGGACAAGGUGCGCAAGUUUAUGACUGACCUUGCUCUGGUAGUAGCGGAACGAUUACGAGAAGCGCGUAUCGCUCGCUGCAGUGUGGUCACUGUCACCGCACUUCGUCGUCAAACUGGCGCAGGUAUGCCCUACAAACCGCUCGGGCACGGGCUAUGUGAUGAGUUCUCCGCAACGAGCCCCGUAGAAUGGUAUGUUUGUGCAGGCGAUCCAUGUCUGCAGUCGAAAGUGGAUGCCGAUUUUGCAGACAUUGUCUGGAACCUCUACCAGGGCCUGCAAAUAGCACCUGAUGCCCUGCGCGGUGCUGGCGUGCACGCCCGCAAACUCGUAGAAGUGCCCGCUCACUCUGGAAUCGUACAGCCGGCCUGUGCUUCGGGCAAAGAUGGACCGCUGUCGAAUGUGCCGCAACAGUUGCCGCUACCUGCUGCCUGGCGAUCGCGUUCAUCGACAAACGCAGCGGAUAUGAGCUGUGCAGAUGCUGCGGACAAGCAGCAGCCUCCGCCUCCGCCUCCGCCUCCACGAACGAUUCCAUUGGCGAUGCCCGCGGCAGUGACUCCACGCGACCGCAAGCGCUCUCUUGCUUCGUUGCCUUCGAAUGCAGUAUCGAUGCGCAGCACUCGCCGGACCCCGGCAUCUUCCGGUGCUUUUCAUAUCGCUGACGCAGCGUCGGCUGAUAAAGCCGGAAACUCAAAAGAAGGGCAGAAACUUUUCAAACAAGCCCAUGGUGGCGAAUGGAACGAGGCGACAGGGAUCAGGAACACGCGGCCGCCGACCCCGCCUGAUGUCGAUCAAGAAGUAUGGCAUGCUUUACCGAUAGAGGUGACCCGUCAAGUCUGGAAAGAGAAUCUCGCUCAGGAGCAGCUACGUCGAUGGAAGCUGCAUCGUUCACGUCAUGCAAACGGCGUUCUGGAUCCCACGGUGCCUAUGUUUCAACCUUCAUUGCCGCUGUUUUCAGAAAUAAGAUCUAGACAAGUCGCGCUCAACGGGGCAGUGCUGUACGCUCGAGAUCUCCAGAGCUUCUGGCGCACCACGAAACCCGUCCGAACAGCUGAACGCCCCAGUGGUAAGACCUACGGGUUCGAGGACCGUUUGCGCGGGCGUGUUCCAACGGUAGCAGCAGCAGCAGCAGCAGCAUCUGUAGCAACUGCAACGGAACCGAUGCUAUCACUGGCGCAAUGGUCCUCGCUUCUGCAUGCAUACCUGCAGAAGCUCUCUUCACAGCGGGCGUAUGGCAGCGACCUGGGUUCAUCGUGGCACCAGUUCCACGUCAAAGUGCUGGCGUUUGUUGAAGAGGUGGCCUAUUCUCGGCGCUGGGCCUUUCUCUGUGCGUUCUUGGAGCUGCUUCGCGGAAAACUCUCCACUUUCAGUCGAGAUAUCCGGCCAAUCGCCGCUCUUUUGGUCAAAACCUAUGAAAAGUGUGUAGAACUCGUACAGAUCGCUUGGAUGAAGCACCAAAGCGAUCGCAUUGUUCCCGGGGCAAGCACACUACCGCCUCUGGCGAUUCAGUCGUUGACAUCCAAGUCCGAAGCACAUGACGCGUGGAAAUUUUUGCUCUUGAAUACACAGAUUCCCGAGUAA